This is a messenger RNA of Drosophila sulfurigaster albostrigata, 9886 nucleotides long. RefSeq lists its product as uncharacterized. Gene Ontology annotation, biological process: cell differentiation; innate immune response; protein phosphorylation. Gene Ontology annotation, cellular component: extrinsic component of cytoplasmic side of plasma membrane. Bases 746 to 6301 code for a protein of 1851 amino acids. Gene Ontology annotation, molecular function: ATP binding; non-membrane spanning protein tyrosine kinase activity; signaling receptor binding. The record is from RefSeq and is a predicted model, not a curated record. NCBI's taxonomy places the organism in Eukaryota, Metazoa, Arthropoda, Insecta, Diptera, Drosophilidae. The transcript is spliced from 11 exons.
AAAAGCAAAAAAAAAAAAAUAAAAUAAAACAACGCAUUGGGAAAAUACAAAAAAUAUUCAAAGCAACAACAAAUAUAACGUGAUUUUUAUUAAUGCCAAUUGCAUGUCGAUAUAUAAAUUCAAUAUAGUUUAACGUAUAUAGGAAAUCAAAUAUCUAUCGAAUGCGCCAGUGCAAUAUAAUAAAAAAAAUUUAUGAUACGCGAAAUAAAGAAAAAUGAAUUAAAAAACUCGCGCGGGAGCAAACAACCGAAAGCCAACAAAAUAUAAAGCGACAACAAAUAGAUGUACAAAUACUAAUCUAUAUAUAUCCCAACAUCGAUAGAUAUAUAUUUAGAUAAACUUGUUGCACGCGUGCGCGGCAUGUUGGCAUACUUUUAGCAGCGACUGUUUUCUUUGUUCAACAUUUCUGCUGCACAGCGCUGUAAAGUGCCUCGUUUGUGUUUCGUGUUUCGUGUGUCUAUGUGUUUUGUGUGUAUAUUCAUGCAUACAUAUGUAUAAUGUGCACUUACAAUGUAAUAUGGAGCGGCAUCAAGCAGCGUAUCAGCAACAUUGAAUACUAGUUUUAGCUACAUGUUGCUGCAACAUACGAGAAAAGUUUUUUCGACGCAUUCGCUCAUCGUCUCUCCACGCAGAGAGACAAUUGGCGAUUAAUCGAAGAAAACCAAAAACGUAGUAGGAGAAAUAAAAACAGGAAUAACACUCAGAUUUAUUCAGUUGUGUAAUAAUCACAUUCAAAAGGAGGAAGAUGACCACCAUGCCGGUGGUGUGGUGCACCGAUCCCAAUUCGGUGAACAAUAAGCCAACAGCCUUUGCCCUGCAUGGCAUACAGCUGCAGGGAAAUGUGACCGAGAAGCAGGUUAAUGCCUUGCGUGAACUGGUCAAUGCAGCGGCAGAGGGACGUCUUAUCCUGCCAUCGGAUGGCACAUUUAUGCUCUUGGACAGUGGCCUGAGCAUCGAGAGUUCGAUACUGGCUGGCGGCAAUGGGGGCAACAACAAGGAAACACUUGCUGUCGCUGGGACAGCAGCUGGCAACAAUGACAUUCAUGUGGUGGACAAAAGUCCCAAGAACACAUACAUACUGAUGCCGGUGAGCAACAACAAAGCAACGGCAGCAACAACGACAGCAGCAACCACUGCAACGGCAACCAGCAAUGAGCAGUGCACGCCGGCAGCGAUUGCAGCGGCGGCAGCACAAUUGGAAUUCCUGCUGGAACCCAAAUACUCGACAUUCACACCGCCAAGCUCAACGCCCAGCUCGCUGGCCGACGUGGAGGUGGCUGGCGCCGAUGGCUAUGAAGAUGGUGACUUGGUGAAUGCGGGAGACGAGGAGGAGGGCGAUGGCGAAGGCGAUGAUGCUGGUGAGAUACUUUAUGAGUUUCUGUGCUGUGCCAAGUGCAUGAAUGAGCAGCGUGCUGGACAUAACGGCACUUGUGCCAGUGCCAACCGGCGAUUGCAACGUUUUUUAAGGCAUUGCAGCGGCAACAGCAGCGAGUCACAGCAGCAACAGCAACAACAACAGCGACAGCAACAGGUCAAUGAACCCAACACAAUGUUGGACGAUCCUGUUAGCAGCAUUGCCAGCAAAUAUGCGCGACGCCACCAUCAGCAGCAGCAGCGGCAGCGACACAAGCAGCAUGCCACAGUGUCAAUGGGCAUUGCACGUAAUCGGCCCAACAAUCGUCAUCAUCACCACCAUCAUCAUCAUAAUCAUCACAACAGCAGUAGCAAAUUACCCAUGCACAGUGUGAAAAUCUUUCAUAAUCGCAGCAGUUACAAUCCGCUCAGCGGCGCGUGUACUAUACCGACAUCACCGCUCACUGUGGGCGUGGGCGUGCCCCCAGCGACAUGUUCCAUACCCGAUCCCAGUGCCAGUUCCCAAACAACGACAACAACAACAGCAGCAAUGACGCGAACGACGACUGCGAAUACAGUGACGAGCGUUAACGUUGAGGCGGCCAGUUUGUCGGUGACAGCGGCACUGUCAACAUCGCUGCCGAUCUAUGCGAUUGUGAGCAAAAAGCGUGACGCGAACGUUGAAAAGACUGAAACGACGAUAACACAAACAACAGCAACGACGGUUAACAAUAACAACGCCAUGUUAGCUGCCGUGCCCGAGGAGCCAACAAUUGCCACAGUGCAGGAUUUGAUCAGUUUCGAUGACGAUGACAACAACAGUCAACAACAAUCACAACAGCAACAUCAACAAAAUGACAACUUAGCCAUAAACCACCAAUCAAACAAUCCAGCCAGAGACAAUAUCUGUGAUAAUAACAAUCAUGUGGAUUUGCUGUGUGCUCCCAAUGAUCAACUGUGCGAGGAUGCCAAUCUGUUGUCGCUGCUCGUUACACCGCCACCCACACCGCCCAAACCCAAUUCACCGGGCAGCAAUAAUUCGAGUCGCAAGACUAGCUUUGAUUCCACCUGCACAAUCAGUUCCAUGGACUCGGGUUUCAUGGAGAUGCAAAACAAAUUGGACGCGCUGGCUGCUGCUGCAGCUGCGGCCAGUGGCGGUGGCGGUGGCAAUGGCGAGAAGAUUGCGCGACGCAACUACAAGGAAUGCUUGACGCAGUCGCGGAAUCGUCGCAAAUCCUAUGAAGAGUUUAAGGCCAUGUUUGCCGAUGUCGCACAGCCGGAUGCGUCGCGCUUGACGCGACGACGUUGCGGUAUGCUGCAGGAGCAUAAUGUGGGAGGAGCUGCUGUUGUUGCUGCUGUUGAGGCAGCAACAUCCACAAUACCAACGGCAGCAAUGCCAAUCGGGACAGCGGUUGAUGACGCAACAACAACUGCAAACAACAACAACAUCAGCAGCAGCAAUAACACUGUGAUGACAACGCUCGCCUCAAUAUCAGAACAAGAAACCACAAACACGAGCAGCAACAUCAACAGCAGCAACAACAUCAAACCGGAUUGCGCAAACGAGUUUGCUGCUGGUGCGACAACAACGGAUGAAAUGGAUACCGGCGACGAUCUAACAACAGUAACAGCAACAACAAGCUUUGCCAAUGCCGCCGCAACAGCAACAGCAACCACCAACACCACUACAGAAGCAAUGCGAAAGAAUUCAGAUUUUCUAUCGCAGAUACUCGAUCAUCAUUUGGCGGCCAAGGAGCAGCGGGAAAAAGCGCACAAGCGACGCACAUCAUACGAGGAGUUCAAGCGUUUGGUGCGCGAGAUUGAUGGAGCCGCCGUUCAUGGGGGUGUGGUGGAGCAGCCGCGUCCACUCAUGGAAUGUCCGCUGGACACACCCACAACAACAGCAAUAACAGCAACAACAACUCCAGGAACAGUAACUCCAGCCACACCAGCUACAACAGUAACAACAACAACCACAUCACCACUUAAACGUCAGAAUUCGCGACAGCGCAAAAGUUUUGCCUCCUACUUUUUGCCCCGUCGCAACUCGACCAAAGAGCCAAAGACUGAGCUGGAAUUGGAAACGGUGGUAAGCAAGCCAGACUUGGAGUUGCAGGCAUAUGCCAAAAUGGCUGGCAACAGCAGCAUCAGCAGCAGCAACAGCGUGAGUUCAAGUGCCAACUAUAGGCGUAACUUUAAGAUCUACGAUAAGCUCGUGUAUGGCACCAUCUAUGACAUCAUCCAGCGUAAGAACGAUAUCUAUCAGCUGACAUACCAGAAGUACGACAAGUACAUGACCUAUGGCACCAUCUAUGAGAUACUGCAUCGCAAAACGUCGACAUCGUCGCAAGGCAGCAGCAAUUCCCUAACCAGCGGCAGCGGCUGCGACAAAUGGCAGCGAAAAAGUCUCAGCUCGAUUUUAGAACGCGACACAGCGACGUCUGUCAAAAUGCAUAAAUCAAACGAUGUGAUUUAUGAUAUAAUACAAAAGCAGCAGCAAAAGCGCGAAAAGGAACGUCAAGAGGAGCAGGAACGAGUACGGCAACAACAACAACAGCAGCAACAGAGUGAACAGCAACAACAGGAUGCAACAACUGACACAACUGCAAAUUUGGGCACACAUGUCACGCACAAAUAUGGCACAAUUUAUGACAUCCUACAAGGAGAGAAAUUGGAUGCCGGCUGCGGCGACGAGGCAAUUGCCGAGAGCAAACCAGUUGCUGCGGCGGCGGCAACCACGACGCGUUUCGUGGUCAGCCAUGUGGAUGAGCAACAACAGCUCACGGACAACAACAACAUGUUGCAUGCCACUCCGGCUGUGACACCUGCAACAACUGUUGCCGCCGUGGAGCAACCACAACAGGCCAGCAAAUGCAGCAAAAUGCGACGUUUGUCCAACAUUCUUAGCUACAGUAAAUCAAGCAACAGCCAUGCUACACAGGAGUCAACAACAGCCAACAAUGAGCAACAACAGCAGCAGCAGCAGCAACAACAUCAGACCAAACGCAGUCAGGCCAAGCGACGUGUUGGCGUUAGCAAUCUGCUGUUGCCUCUCGACUCCGAGGAGCUCUACACCCGCAUCAUUGCCCAGCAGCGACGCGAGGGCAGCACCAGCAGCAAUUCGAGCAGCGACGCCGAUUGCCAAAAGGGUUUGAUGAAAUCCAAUUCCUUGGAUGCCAUCUCCAUGUCUGUGGCCAUUUCGCCACCGGCAACACCUUCGCCACCGCGUCCACGACGCAGCCUCAAGCAACACAAAUGCCUGCAACAGCAACAGCAACAACAAAUGCGACAGUUGCCGCCGCUGAUGAAGAAGCAUUCGCUGGACAAUUGUCCGGUGCCAAAGCAGCCGCUGCGCCGUUGGUCCAAUCAAACGAUACUCAAAUGCACCUGCCAAGCGCCAGAGCCAGAGUCACUGCUCAUCCAUUGCACUUGUCCAACGGCAGCGACAACAGCAACCACAGCAACCACCACUGCAUUGUCUGUCAUUGAGAAGUGCCGCUCGCUGCCCGCCGCCUGUUCGCAUACGUGCGUUAAUUUAAUUGCCGCCGUUGCCGGUUGCCGUUGCGAUGCGACGGCGGCCACACCAAUAGUCAAGUCUAACAGCAAAAAUCCAGCAACAAACACGAAAUCCACAACAACGAAUACAACAACAUCACCAACGACAACAAAAACAACAACGACGACGACGAGCAAGAAAGGCAAAUCGCGUCGACUUUCGGAAUUUACGCGUGGUGAAUUUUUAAAUGAAAAAUCCUGGUACUUCCGCAAAAUCAAACGCAUUGAGGCUGAGAAAAAACUGUUACUGCCAGAGAACGAGCACGGUGCAUUUUUAAUUCGCGAUUCCGAGAGCCGCCACAAUGACUACUCGCUAUCAGUGCGCGAUGGCGAUACGGUUAAGCAUUACCGCAUCAGACAAUUGGAUGAAGGCGGUUUCUUCAUUGCCAGACGCACAACAUUCAGAACCCUACAAGAGCUUGUCGAGCACUAUUCCAAGGAUUCGGAUGGCCUGUGUGUCAAUCUCUGCAAACCUUGUGUACAGACUAAUUCAUUUUCGGGUAUUUUUGAGAUUGAGAAACCUGUCACCGAGGGCCUAUCACAUCGAACUCGCGAUCAGUGGGAAAUCGACAGAACAUCGUUGAAAUUCGUACGUAAAUUGGGAUCUGGACAGUUCGGUGAUGUCUGGGAGGGACUGUGGAACAACACAACGCCCGUGGCGAUUAAAACGCUGAAAUCAGGCACAAUGGAUCCCAAGGACUUUUUGGCCGAGGCUCAAAUAAUGAAGAAACUGCGUCACACAAAGCUCAUUCAGCUGUAUGCUGUGUGCACCGUUGAGGAGCCCAUCUACAUCAUUACGGAGCUAAUGAAGCACGGCUCCCUCUUGGAAUAUCUGCAAGCAAUUGCAGGCAAAGGUCGUAGUAUCAAAAUGCAAACGCUCAUCGAUAUGGCUGCCCAAAUAGCCGCUGGCAUGGCAUAUUUGGAGUCACAGAAUUACAUCCACAGAGAUUUGGCAGCUCGAAACGUUCUUGUGGGCGACGGCAACAUCGUGAAGAUUGCCGAUUUCGGUUUGGCACGACUAAUCAAGGAGGAUGAAUACGAGGCACGUGUCGGUGCCCGCUUCCCCAUUAAAUGGACUGCGCCGGAGGCGGCCAAUUAUAGCAAAUUCUCAAUCAAAUCAGAUGUGUGGAGCUUUGGCAUUCUACUCACCGAACUGGUCACCUAUGGUCGUAUACCCUAUCCCGGCAUGACCAAUGCCGAAGUAUUAACCCAGGUGGAGCAUGGAUAUCGCAUGCCCAUGCCACCGAACUGUGAACAGCGUUUGUAUGAGAUAAUGCUGGAGUGCUGGCACAAGGAUCCCAUGCGCAGACCCACAUUCGAGACCCUGCAAUGGAAGCUGGAGGACUUCUACACAUCCGACCAGAGCGACUACAAAGAAGCACAGGCUUACUGAUAAAUGCUUUAUGCGCCCGCUGGCAAACGCAGCAGCUGCAAUAAGGUGGCGCCAGGAGCUGCAGCAGCUGGCCAAGUGGAGCAAGGCAACUAUGUCAAAACAAAUGCAUAAACGACGACUGCGCCAACCAUCCCAACACGGACAAUUCUUAUUUAGUUACUUACUUCAGUUUUGCACAGAUUUUCUACCGCAUUAUACAAAAGAGAAAAUAACACAAAAAAAAAAACAAACAAAAAACAAAUGCAAAAAAAACAGAACCCCUAAACUGCAUGGGUUAAAUGUAUGUUUAGGUAUCAAUAUAGGAAUUACUUAAAUGUUAUUAAUGUUUAAGCAAGCAUAUUUUAGUGUCUAAAGCAGUGUGCUAAGAUGGAGGAGAAACGAGAGAAAAAAAACGUAUGUGUAAUAAUUACUUGUAUUUCAAUUACAAACCGUUUUCUUUAAAUACAUGUAUAUCGCCAACAAUUUGGAAAUGAUUUAUGUUUAUAUAAAUAACGUUUAAUGCAUACACAUACAACAAAAUACGUAUAUGUAUAUCGGAUGUAUUAAAUUUCUGUUUACACAAUUGCAAUGAUAUGAAGUGCAAGUGUACCGAUUAUUUUUAUAUUUAAAUUGCAAAACAUUUUGUUUUGUUUCGUUCAAUAUACAUUAUUAUAUCGUAUAUUCAGUGGAAUGCGAUGAAUCAUUUAAAUCAUAUAUACAUGCUAGUAUGUAUAUACAUCAUAAUAUAUAAAUAUACAUAUAUAUGAGAACGCAUAAAGUCACAGUUUAUAUAGGAUCUUCAAAUAUAUAUACAUAUAUACAUUUCUUUUAGUUAAUAGCCAUUUAUAAACGAUAUUUAAAUACAUAUACAUAUUUAUGCUUUUAGUUAAAACAUUACGUGUCUUACCUUAUAUAUUCAAAAAGAAAAAAAACACACUCAACAUAAUCAACGACAUAUAUGCUUUAUCUUUAUCGUGUAUUCUUAAAAAACAAAGCAAAACAAAACAAAAUGAAACAAAAACGACACACAAAUACCAGAAAAGAAGUGCUAGCAAAAAGAAAAAAAAAGUAAUACUAAUGCAAUGCAAUAAAGUAAACUCCAUAUUAUUAAUGUUAUGCAUUUUAAUUGUAAUUUUUAACCAUUAAAUUAUAUAUAUUUAAAAAUAUAAACAGCAUAUACAUUCAUACAUACAAAACCACAUACACACACCCACACAAAUCCAUGUACAUUUAGAACAAAAACAUCAAAAUAAAAUUUAUUAUCGUAAUUUAUGAAUCAAACCCGCAUUAAUUCGUCAUUAUUCGUUUUCCGCAAAGUUUUGAUUAUUUAUCGAUUUUAAUUUGGUGAGUAUUUCAUUCAUUUUUAUUUCAGUGUCUUUAUUUGUUGUUAAUGUCAAGUGCAAUAUUGUUAUUAACAUAAAUCCCAAAACUUAUUAUUAUAUACCACCCCAUCUACGUACAUCUAUACCAAUUGAAGGCUGAUUUUAUAAUGCUAAACUUAGUCAUAAUUAUGAGUUGUUCUUCUUAUCAAGAAUCCGUUUUCUUCUCUACUGGAAAUUGCACAAAUUGCUAAUAAUAAUCAACGUGACUGUAAUCGUUGUAAGAAUUAUGAUAAAAGUAAUAGAAACAAAGAAUUUGUCUUUAUCUGAAUAUUUGUGCAUUUGUAAUUAGAUGAAAAUUCAUAUAAAAUAUGUAUGUAAACAAAUUUAGAUUAUUCUUUUAAAGGCAUUUAAAUUUAACAAAUUAUACCAUGUAUAACGAUUGCAAACAACAAUAACAAACUCUAUUAACACACAACACACUCCCCACACACUCUAAUACAUUUAUGAACUCUAAUAUUUAAGAAAAUAACAACAUAAUAUGCAAAAAUUUGACAAUUCGAUGAUAUAAUAAUAAUAAUAAAGCAAAGCAUAUACAUAUUUAUAUGUGCAUGUAUAUAUACACAAAUGAACAUAUACGUCUUUUAUAUAUACCAUAUACAUAUAUAAGGCGAUAGCUUUUGAUCUUUGAAGCUGGAAGCCCCUAAGCAUCCAAAUAUGGGCGUGUGAAGCCGAAAGUGGUCAAAAGUUGAUUGAAUUUGGUCAAUACGAGUUUUACUUUUUUUGUCUUUCAGUUUUGCGAUCAAAACAAAAAACAAACGCAUUGAAUAGCCCUGCCUAAAAUGUCGUCUGAUUGAAUGUAUGUUUGUAGUUGUCGUUGUUGUUGCUGUUGUUGUUGUUGCUGUCAUUGUCAUCGCCGUUGUUGUUGUCUGACUGAUAUGCGGCGCUCUUCCCCAUGACAUUGGGAGUGCCACCCUAAAUGGCUGCAAGUGGGCAACAAACCAAAAGCAAAAACAAAAACAAAAACAAAAACAAAAACAAUGCCAAUUGAUGACGAUUCCGUUUCCAAACAUUUUGUGGGUGAGUCAGUCGAGCAGAGCGGCGCACUCACUCAAUUGUUUUUCAUUUUUUAUUUAUUUACAGUCGCUGAUUAAUUCGGGCAUAAACUAAAAUACACACUGCCACUCACACUUGUGUCUGUGACUGUGGCUGUCGCUGUGCUUGAUAUUGGCUAUAAUGUUACCUUAUAAGGUAUUCGACUGCGACUUCGACUGCGACUGCGGCAACAGCUGUUUUUGGGGUGCUUGCUGCUUACAGCAAUCGAUCAACUUGCAAACGCCGGCUAAAAAGGGGCGUGGUGAUUUCCGACACGUUCACUGAUAAGCCAAGUACAUACAUACAUACUUAUGUAUAUACAUGAUGCACACCCAAAAUAUGUCCCGCAUGUGUGCUGCACCAGAAAUCGCAGUUAAACAAAACAAAAACAAUGAAAAUAAAAUGAAUUUGUUUAUCAUUCGACUUCCUGCGAAUGUGAAUGUGAUUUCCCCUUAUUUGUAUUUUGUUGAAAAACAAAACAUAUUUGGUUUUCUUCUUAAAAGAUUAGUAAGCAACAUCUUAUCGCCCCCAUUGACCAUUGUAUCGUCAUCACCAUGAUUCAUUCGUAUCUCGAUUAAUAUUCAUAAGAAAACUAGUUGAUUUUUUUCAGUUCUUCAUCGCUUUUUAUUGGUUUCAAGCGGUUACAAAUACUUUUUAUCUUUUUUUUUCAUUUCAUUUUAUGGUAAUGUGUACUACAAUAUGUAUGUAGGAAUGUUUUGGGUAGGAAUGAUUAAUGCCGAAUAUAAAUAUUAAAUAUUACCAAUGUGCGUAUGAACUCGUGAAUUUCGAUAGAACACAAAACUGGCUAAUUGCUUAUGUGUAAUAUGUAUGUAGUAUGUGGUAAAUGGUAUGUUUCUUUUCGUAUAAAAAUGUUACAAAAAAAAUGUAGUUUAUCUUUGUUUUGUCUCUUUGUUGUUGUUGUGGUUGUUGCGCCGCCAAUGCAUGUAUCGAUGCCUCUAACCCCGUCUUUUUGUCUUUGUUGUCUGCAUCUCCCUCCAUUCUAAUGCGAAGGGCGAAACAAUGGAUGGUUUUUUCUCGGGGGUGAGGCGUAACACAGACAGGACACGCCCAACGUCAGCGGCUGCUUAGAAACAUUUGCGAUGAACAAUAGAUGGGCCGGACUCAUCGUAUUCCUGCUUCGAGAUCCACAUCUGUUGGAAGGUGGAGAGCGAGGCCAAAAUGGAGCCACCGA